Lolium rigidum is the source of this 2570-nucleotide messenger RNA. RefSeq lists its product as uncharacterized. Bases 39 to 2570 code for a protein of 843 amino acids. The record is from RefSeq and is a predicted model, not a curated record. The transcript has 4 exons. Gene Ontology annotation, molecular function: transcription corepressor activity. NCBI's taxonomy places the organism in Eukaryota, Viridiplantae, Streptophyta, Magnoliopsida, Poales, Poaceae. Gene Ontology annotation, cellular component: nucleus.
GAGCUGGGAAGGCUUCGUGACGAGGGCCGCCGGCGUGCAUGGAGGCUAAGAUGGAGCCACUUGAACUCAAAGACAAUGGUGAUCACCAACCAUCUUUAGAGUCUUCCCUUGAUUCAGGUGUGAUAUAUGACGACACACCUAUAUGUCCACGCAUUGGAAGUGAGUACCAGGCAGAAAUCCCCAAACUGUCCACAGAGGGUGAGCGCCGUCGGUUCAUCAUGACCAGCUCACAUGAAAGCAUGGUACUUGAUUAUGAUUACCCUGGUAUGAUUGGGCCAGAUAUAUCAAUUAUGUGGGCAUCAAGUGAAGUCCAUAACGAGGAGAUACUACGAAGGCAGCAUUCUUCAGAAAGUGAAGCAAGAGCCAGCAGCCAGGAUGAGGAUACUAAGCUGACCUCAAUUUCUCCAAUCCAAAAAGAUACAAGUGACCAUGAUUCAACAGACCAGGAUUCACAUUCAGUGGUGCCCGUUGAUCAGAUGGAGUCUGGCAGCAAUCUAGCACAUGGUGAGAACUUCGAUUCCUCUUCUACUCAAGAAGGUCUCAACUUUACCAAUAAGCCGUUGACACAGCAAGGGGAAAUCAAGCAAUUUACUCCACUACCUGGUUUAUCCAGUUCCCUUUGGAGUGGUAUUGAGGCAGAAUGUUUUCUUCUUGGGCUAUACAUUUUUGGCAAAAAUCUAAGCCUGAUGAGCAGGUUCGUUGGCAAUAAGACUGUUGGUAAUGUGCUCUUGUACUACUACGGAAAGUUCUUCCGAGGAGAUGAGUAUAAAAGAUGGUCGGACUGCAGAAAAGCAAGAACUAGGAGAUGCAUUCUUGGAGAGCGCAUCUUUACAGGUUCUCGUCAGCAGGAGAUUAUAUCUCGUCUGAAAUCUGUAAUCCUCAAAGAAUCUCAUGAUUCACUACUCGAGAUCUUCAAAUCUUUUAACAACGGACAGACAUCUUUAGAGGAUCUAGUCUUUUCUAUAAAAUCCAUUGUUGGAACAGAAGCUUUUGUGGAGGCUGUUGGAAUUGGUAAAGGGAAGCAUGAUUUGACUGGAUUUGUUCAGGACCUAUCUAAGCCAAACCAAGUUCUUUCUAUUCACCCUGACAUGCCUACAGGCAAAGAUUGUUCCUUGCUUUCUUCAGAAGAUAUAAUCAAGUUUUUAACAGGUGGUUUCAGAAUAAGCAAGACAAGAUCAAAUGAUCUUUUCUGGGAAGCUGUCUGGCCCCGUUUGAUUGCAAGAGGGUGGCGUUCAGAGCAGCCCAAAGAUGUCGGGCCAACUAAGAAUUGCAUUGUGUUUCUUGUGCCAGGUAUUAAAAAGUUCUCAAGAAGUAAACUCACUAAAGGUACUCAUUAUUUUGAUUCUGUGAGUGAUGUCCUUAAACGAGUGGCAGCAAAUCCCGUCCUUCUUGAGCUAGAGGUUGGUGGAACGGAUAAUGGUGUUACUGCGGAGCAAAAUGGGAAUUCCACAGACAUAAAUCUGAGCCAAGAUGGUCCUUUGGAUGGCUACCAAGAGCUUCCAAAAUUCACAGUUAUCGAUACCACCUUGGUCCAGGGGGAAGAUCCAUUCAGAGUCAGGGAGCUGAGGAAAUUACCAGCUGAUGCAAAUGUUCAGUUUGGCCCUUCAUGCCAUUCUCGUAGUACUGUGAGUUUCAGUUCCUCGGAUGAGCAAGAUGAGGAUGAUCAAUCAUCAGAUGACCAGAAAGUUUGUCGACGAGUUACAGCUGAUGUGAAUGGCGCUGAAAUUGUUUCGGUGCGCAAUGAAGGCAAAGAAAACCAAGUUCAUUUAUUGCAGAACAUGUCCACUGCACCAUCCUUUAGUUAUCCAGUCAAUGGCCAUUCUUCUAAUGGCAGUAGUAACAAAAUUGAUUUGGCAUGCUUCUUUGGCCCCAAAAGAAAAACUGAAAGGCGCAAGUACUUAUCCCCAGUGUCAAAGCACAGAAGAUUAUCCAGCUGUAGCAAUGAUCAGACCCGUCGGCGCAGCUUUUCUUUCUCGAAUGGAGAUGGUUUAGUGAGAGAGAAAAUCAAGCCACUGUCGACUUCGUCAAAACCAACUGUUGUCGAUAUUGGUUGUAAUAUUCAGACCAAAUUAGUUGCAAGAUGUUCCACAACGGAGAAGCCAUAUAAGCAGGGCUUGGUGAUUCCUAAAGUUCGUUCAAAGAUCAGAACCACUAAGGCAAAUUUUGCCGAAGAAGGGGUGCGGAUUAGUAGUUUGGUUGGUCGGGUUACACCGGAGACAGCGCUAGAUGGUAAGACAAACACAAAUGGUCACAUGAAGGCCGGGGAAGAUCUCACCGUUUCAAACAGCUAUUGGGUCCCUGAUGUUUCAGAGGCAACAGGAGGGCCUGCUAUCCCGCAACCUGAUCUGGCUUCACCGGUGAAUUCUCGGAGGCACGGAUCCAGGAACAGAGCACCCACAGCAAAAGCUUUGGAAGCAGUUGCCUUGGGGCUCCUUGGAGGAAAGCGUAAGGAUGAACUGAAAAGCUCUAGGACAAACAGGCCUCGCAAGAGAGCUCACAAAUCCUUGGUUUAUACGCCUACAAAUAGUGACACAGAGAAAUCCACCAUGGAGGUUGAUGCGCAACCGUGA